AUGGGGUUAAUUUCGUUGUUGGUUAAGAAACGGGGGAAACGUCUUUUACAGUUGAGGGAAUGUUCGAAUUCAACUAUCGAGUCGCCAUUAAAGAGAAAGCUCACACAAGCCAUAUGCUUCAGCAAUUGCUUCACCCUUUUUCCCUUUCUUGAUUCGUUACUCCUCAAAAUCCAGCCGGAGAUAAUCUCCGCCGAUGAUUGCAUAUCUCGCCGGCGCACAAAUCAACGAAAAUCGACAAAGCACUGGAGGCCGGUGCUGAAGGCAAUUGAGGAGGACGGCGUGCUCAGUCGAAGCCCUGAAUCAACGGCCAUCGCUAGAUCUGAGAAGAACCUACUGAAUAAAUCUAAAUCCGCGAGAAGAACUCGAUCUGAGUCCUUUCACGACGAUUAUUGGAAAUCGAGUCAUGAGAUGAUAGCAGUUCCAGUUUUUUCUCCAACGCCGUUUAUGUUUUGAUUUUAAUCUUGUCUUCUCCUUGACAGUUCGUCCCUAGUUUCUGUACAUUCAGAUUGUUAACAAAUUUUCUUGUGUUUUUUUUAUUUUUUUUAUUUAUGUAACAUUGUAAAUUUCUAAUUAAACAGUAAUGUUUGAUUUUUUUUUUUAAUCAACGUAUGCUAUUGACAAAUAUAUGCCACGGAAUUUUACCCUUUAAACACCUAACAUAUGAAAUGCCGGCGCAAAGCGGCGACAAAUAACUCGUUUCUCGAAUUGUUUUCUGCUUAUGGUAUUGAUAUUUUAAUUAUUCAAGAUUUACUUGUGUAUGAGUUCAGUCGCUAUAGUUGUUUAGUUUAUGAUUAUUAAUAUUUGUAGUUAAGGAUAACAUCUUAG
Messenger RNA from Lactuca saligna, 825 nucleotides. NCBI's taxonomy places the organism in Eukaryota, Viridiplantae, Streptophyta, Magnoliopsida, Asterales, Asteraceae. The record is from the annotation of a GenBank genome assembly.